UAUGCGCGUUCGGCCGAGGCCGAGGCCGACAGUCCACACUCCGACGGCGCACGAAGCGCCUCAUCGAACGACGACAGCGCGCGGGGCGCCCGCGCGACCACGAGCCCCUUCCUCCUCCCACCCUCCUCCUCCCUCCCUCCCACCGCCCUAGACUCCCACUCCCCAUCCCCCGUAAAAGAAUAAAAAAACCCCUCUCCGCCCCCCACCCCCGAUCCCAGCCUGGGUGAGACUCCGGUAGUGCAUCGUUUGAACGCUGCUGGGCAUGGGCCCCGAGACGGAGCGCGACGCCUGAGCACAGCAUGACGCACGGCCCGACUACGACGACGACGACGACGACGACGACGGCGACCCUCGUGGCGUUCGCCAUCCUCGGCGCCCUCAGCCACGGCGUGCCGCUCGGGGAUGAGCCGACGGAGCUACCGCCACCAGCACCAGCGGCCACAGCAACCGAAGUGGAAGCAGAAAUAGUAGCAGCUGCGGCAGCCGGAAACCCGAUGACGGAGAUCGAGCCGGAGGAGCCGGCACCGCCUCCCCAACCAAGGCCGUCGAUCCUCGGAUUCUCCGAGGCGCCCCAUCACACGGACACGGAACUCGGCGCCUCGGUCCUCCUCGUCUGCAAGACCGCCGAGCCCGUCGCUGAGUGUCGAUGGUCCUGGCAGCCCCUGCCUCCCACCCACCUACCUCUGCCUAAUACCGACGACAGCCCGACGACGACGACGACGACGACGACGACGACGACGACGCCGACGGGUCCGUCCCUUGCGGUGCGCACCUUCCCGGCCUUCGGCAGUACGAGCAACGACUGCUCGGUGCGUUUCGCCAGUACCCGAUACGAGCAGACCGGCUACUGGAGCUGCGCCGCCCGGAGAUCUGACGAAGAGACUUUCACGAGCACGAGUCCGGCCAAACUCAGCAUCGUCCACGUCGACGCAGCGAGCAGUAUCGGCUUCCUGGGCAGGGAGGAUUCGGUGGAGGCACCCGCGGGCUCGGGCGCGCGUCUCUCCUGCCGUGCCAAUGUGCAGGUGCACGAGUGUCGAUGGACCUGGCGCCAGCUCAACCAGUCCCAAUCCUGGGACGCGGAGGUGCGUCGUUUCCCCGCGGAGGGACCGACCUGCGACCUCGGCUUAUCGACCGUCAAGCCCGAGCACGAGGGCAUCUGGACGUGCGGUGCCCGGCACCACGGGGGCACGCCCUUCGUCCAAGCCCGGCCGAUCAAGCUGCUCAUCUCCGAGGUGGAGUUUGUGCAGCUGUCGCGGGACAUCCAGAUAACGGCGGGCGAGACGGUGUUCCUCCGCUGCCUCGUUAACAAACCCGUCUACGGGUGCGAGUGGUCCUGGCGGCCCAACAACUCCAGCAAGAACUCGACCCUCCUGAGACGCUUCAGCCCGGCCAAAGAGACCGAUCACGACUGCUCGGUGCGCUUCAAGAACAUCCUCUACGAGGAGGAGGGACUUUGGACUUGCGGCGUCAAGCUCACCGCCGACGGCAUACUGCACGAGGCGCCCUCGACGACCGUAGCCCUUCUGCCCUCGGGUAAGGUCAACUUUACGGAGGUGCCGGAGAGUACAUCGGCGGCCGUUGGCUCGGGCACGACGCUGCGCUGCGCCACCAAUGGCCGCGUGGAGCGAUGCACCUGGACGUGGCAACCACUGGACAACGAGGCCGACCCCGAGCCGACGAGGCUGCGCGAGUUCCCGGGCCACGGAGAUCUUGGCCGUAACUGCAGCCUCGAGCUCACUAGGCUCAGGCUCGAGGACCAGGGCCACUGGACCUGCCAGGUCUAUCUCGCCGGCGUCAAUGCUCUCAUGACCAGCGGCCAGAUCAAGCUCAGCGUCUACGAGGAGGAGGAGGUGCGCUUCUCGGAGCUGUCGCAGGACAUCCAGAUAUCGUCGGGCGGUACGGUGAGUCUGCGCUGCGUGACCUCGGCCCGAGUGGAGCAGUGCCGCUGGUCUCUGAGUCCCGAGGGCACUGCCAACACGACCGUCGUGGUGAAGCUGUUCGGGCCAGCGGGUGCCGAGGGCCGGGACUGUAGCGUCAAGCUGUCCCACGCCCUUCAGGAGCAGGAGGGACUCUGGACCUGCGGGGCACGACUUCACGCGCGCCAAAACUACACGGACGCGCCACCCGCGAGGCUCAGCCUCAUCGAGCCAGAACCAGUAACAAUAACGUUCUGGGGUGCGCCACAUCAGAUGGUGAAUUUGGCCUGCAAAACGGCAAAUACGGCCCUCCUUGUCUUUCAAAGCCAAUGCAUCUGGUCGCACAACCUAAAGUCUCUACUGUCCGAUGCUCCAAAACCAUCGAGAAAAACUAAAUACACGGUAUCGAUGAAUCAUACCUCUGGUAUAUGUAGACUUCAAUUCACACCAGAUGAACAAGAUUUCGGAGAGUGGAUUUGCGAAUUUGUCAUCGAUAGUCCGCAGGUGCAGGCGAAGCUUGGUAAUGCCUCGAUUUUGCUGCUAAACAAUUCGCCUGAUCAGCAGCUCAGCUGGUUGGUUGGUGCAAUUACAUCGUCGGUUCUUUUCCUCCUAAUAGCGGUCGUCGUGAUGGUUGUGUACAAAACGCGGCUCUGCGACCGCAGGAUACCAGCUUUCCUCGAGACGUUGCCGCCGAGUGAGACGAAGAGAAACAUGGACAGCGAUAGCCGACAAGUCGAUAGGAUCCCGGCAAUCGACCUCAGCCAUACCAAUCCAAAGUUUCUCUUGCCUGCGGACAAUAUUCGCAGCGUCCUGCCCAAUCGUAGUCCACGUUUGUAUGAUCGCGUUGGCAAAGGAGGUUACGCGACGCCAAGGACGAACGAGGGCAUCAAAAUAAUGUAGAUGCUCCGAGAGUUACUCUGCGUGCACGAGUAAUGGAAUGUCAGCUUACUUUUACUUUCUGAAAUAAAGAAAAAUGUCACAAAAUUGUAUGUAGAAGGGCCAAUUGUUUGGCAGGUUCGGUGCCAUGCGAUUUAUCAACGACCUUGUUAUUUUUAUCGAUUACUCGCAGACUUUGUAUUACCUUAACUGCGAGCACUCGUAACAACGAAAGAUUGUUCGAUGCUCGGUUACUGAGCU
This is a messenger RNA of Ceratosolen solmsi marchali, 3053 nucleotides long. RefSeq lists its product as uncharacterized. The record is from RefSeq and is a predicted model, not a curated record. The coding region runs from base 300 to 2816 and encodes 838 amino acids. Lineage: Eukaryota; Metazoa; Arthropoda; Insecta; Hymenoptera; Agaonidae. The transcript has 10 exons.